ACACUUGCGGGGUCCUGGCGCGGUAGCAGUCUGACCCGAUGGCUGUUUAGGAUCCUGAGUGCAGGGCUUUAUCCAAGUAUUGGCCUAAAUCUAGACCGAGCUUAGGUCGCGGAACCAGCCUGAACCCGAAUUGGUGUUGUACAAGACCCCGACGAAGCUUGAUCAGACGAGACAGGGUUUCAACCUUAGCAGACCAGACCAGAACAGGCAAGGCGGGAGCUAGGCCGGCAAUCUCACUCUCAGGACCGGAACAGUGUAAGAGCUUGAGCAAAAAUCAAACUGUUGGAGGAACACGGCCUAUCUGACUAUCGAGAGCAGGCAAGAUGAGUAAAGAAGGUAGAUUUCGAAAGCGAAAGCAUGACAACAUGCAACCUCGUAACCAAACAGAGGAGGGACAAAGUACAGUAACAUCGACACCUGUGCUGUUAUCUUUCGAGUCUUUUCAAAAGGAACUUGAUGCAAAGCAUGAUAAAUAUGAGAGGCUUGUAAAACUCAGUCGGGAUGUUACUAUUGAAAGCAAACGUACUAUUUUUCUUCUGCACAGGGUAAUCAGUGUCAGUGAUGUUGGUGAAUUACUUCAUGAAGCUGAUGUCAAAUUUGGUGACAUUAGAUUAAAGAUCCAACAAAUUGCUCAAGAACUGAUUGGUGAAGAUACUUGCCAAUUUCAUCGAGCAUUUUCUCCAGGUUUACAGGAAUACGUUGAAGCUGUUUCAUUUCAACAUUUCAUUAAGACUAGAACCCUGAUUAGCCUUGAUGAGAUUAAUAACCAAUUAAUCUUCACUCCAAAGACAGACGAAGUAAAAUGUUCUGAGGAUUUGGCAUCAUCCUGUUCACAAGAUGAGAAACAGGAGCAGCAACCUCUCUGUCUGCAAGUGACUCCUACAGACUACCUCUUGGGCAUUGCUGAUUUGACUGGUGAAUUGAUGCGCUUGUGUAUCACCAGUGUAGGAAAUGGUGAUAUUGAAACACCCUUUGAAGUGAGCCAGUUUCUACGUGCUAUCUAUGAUGGGUUUACUUACAUAGGCAAUACUGGACCAUAUGAAGUUUCCAAGAAGCAUUAUACAUUGAAACAAAGUCUUGGAAAAGUGGAAGAUGCCUGUUACAUGUUAACUGUAAGGGGUUCUGAAGUUCCAAAACACGUGCUUGCUGAUGUACUCAGCUCAAAACCAUCCAGGAUUGACCAGGAAGAAGGGGUGUAGUUAUUGAGAUAUUAAGCGAAAAGGUUUUGAUCUGUUGACAUUUCCAAGCAUUGUUUGGCUUAAUAUAAUAUGAAUGUAUAAAAAUGAAUUUGUUUUACACGGCUUGCAAAAUUAUUAUCAUUAAUUGUGGAUGUAUUUCUUCAAAAUGUAUUCGGUUAUGAAAAAUCUAUGCAUGAGAUAAUGGGGACUUUUUUUCUAGAGAUUUCAGCAAAAAAAUUAAUGUGAUGUUUGGAACAGAAUUUUUAGACUGUCAAAAGCUGCUCAUGUUUAAAAUGAGUAGAAGUAUUUCCAGUACAAAAUCUGUAUCCAUUUAUAUUCUUCAUGAAUAACAAUUCAUGUUAUUCUCCAUGAAUAACAAAAUUGUUUGUUUAGAUGGAUUAUUCAUAACCUAAUUUUAUCAAACUGAUAAUGUUUCCCCUCUGCAAUCUAGUUACCUUUUUGAAUGCUUUCGUUUUAAAUGCCACAACCUUUUGGUUUUGAGGCAUGGUGUCUUGUUCAUAGUUUGAAUUCCAGCCUGCUGUUAAAGGUUGAUUUUUGCAUUGUUUGUGUAUCAAAACUAUUUGGUUUAUGUCAAUAGAACAAAAUCUCAUUGUGCUGUUUUUGGAUUAUAUAUCCUAAUUAAAAUUGAAAUAAUGAAUUGGCAUUAUUAUAUGGACCAGAGGACUGAACGAUGUACCCUUGAGAUAAAAUUAAACUCACGCAAUUGAUAUUUUGGGGUUUGACUAUGUGAAGGCUGGAUUGAAUUUGAGUUGUCAAUAUGAAUGCGCAAGUUUAAUUAAGAUUUUUACAGGAAGAUUUUCUUCCACAUUGUGUACUUAUUUACUCAAUAAUAAACUCUGAAAUCCUAAAA
Messenger RNA from Amblyraja radiata (thorny skate), 2049 nucleotides. It is a transcript of the gene tsnax, whose product is annotated as translin-associated factor X. The transcript has 6 exons. Gene Ontology annotation, molecular function: sequence-specific DNA binding. Lineage: Eukaryota; Metazoa; Chordata; Chondrichthyes; Rajiformes; Rajidae. Bases 324 to 1199 code for a protein of 291 amino acids. The record is from RefSeq and is a predicted model, not a curated record.